This is a messenger RNA of Thalassophryne amazonica, 2354 nucleotides long. It is a transcript of the gene rxylt1, whose product is annotated as ribitol xylosyltransferase 1. Gene Ontology annotation, molecular function: ribitol beta-1,4-xylosyltransferase activity. The transcript has 6 exons. Gene Ontology annotation, cellular component: Golgi apparatus. Lineage: Eukaryota; Metazoa; Chordata; Actinopteri; Batrachoidiformes; Batrachoididae. Bases 70 to 1398 code for a protein of 442 amino acids. The record is from RefSeq and is a predicted model, not a curated record. Gene Ontology annotation, biological process: protein O-linked glycosylation via mannose.
AAAAAAAAAAAAAAAAAAAAAAUCAGAGCUGCACAAUGGUAACCUAAGAGGAGAAAAAGGAAAACAAAAAUGAAAAUACCCAAAAGAAAACUAUUCCUCCUCGUCAUUGUUGCGUAUGUAGUGUUUUCACUCUACGCUGCAUAUAAUGUUUUCUUCAGCAACAAAGUCAUCUCGCGUGUUCACAGGGUGGUGAAGAAAGAGGCGCGUGCCCCUUCAGGUGGUGUUAGAGAUGGCGGUGUUGCUCCAUUUCUAGGAGACGACGAGUGGAACCCCUGGGAGGAUGAGCAGGUGGAGUACAACUCUGCUCUCACCAAAAAGAGAGAGGCUUUCAGACACUACCUGAACCGUAUCGACAAGAUGAAACCAAAACGAUACCGAGUCCAAAUCUGGGGGAAAGCUGCCAUAGGGAUUUACCUUUGGGAACAUAUUUUAGAGGGACCCCUCAACCCAACUGAUAAAGUAGCACAAUGGAGAGAGGGUGAGCUGCAGUCAGGAAAGAUUGAUUUCAGUUUUUACACAGGUCCUGCAGUGGUUCAGGGUCAUGUCCCUUUUGAUAUGAACAGCCUGGUUCUUGUUCUGAAUGGACGUGAGCAGCAGAAGGUCUCUUACUCAACAAGGUGGUUGGAGCAUGUUCAUGCUCUGGUGCAGGCCCAUACUGUGUCUCACGUAGCUGUGGUCCUGCUGGGUAAUGAGCACUGCAAUAAUGACUGGAUCAGUCCUUACCUAAAGAGAAACGGUGGCUUUGUGGAUCUGUUGUUUCUUGUUUACGACAGCCCGUGGGUCAAUGAUAAGGAUAUCUUCCAGUGGCCACUUGGUGUUGCCACAUACAGACAAUUUCCCAUGAUCAGGCCGAAUACCCAGCUGAUCACCAACAACAGACAAUACCUCUGCAACUUCAUUGGAACCAUUUACAAAAACUCCUCCAGAGAAACACUCAUGCAUGUGCUGAAACACUCUGGCCUGGACAAAGACUGCAUCAUUACUGCCAGAGACAACUGGCUUCCUCAGGAGAGCGCGGAUAGUCUGAGACGCUAUCAGAUGGCUCUGUCCCAGAGCGAGCUCACACUCUGUCCUGUCGGGGUUAACGCAGAGUGCUACCGCAUCUACGAGGCCUGCUCUUACGGCUCAGUACCCGUGGUGGAAGAUGUCCAGACCCCUGGGGCCUGUGCAGCCGGAGCCAACGCCCCGCUGCGACUGCUCAAAGCUGCAGGAGCACCCUUCAUCUUCCUCAGUGACUGGAAGGAGCUGCCAGCCGUGCUGGAGAGGGAGCGAGGGGUGAGCCAGGAGCAGAGGGUGGACAGGAGGAGGAGGCUGUUGGAAUGGUACGCCAGCUUCCGUCAGCAGAUGAAGGAGAGAUUCACCGAGGUCAUCGAGGAGACCUUCUUCAAAAGUGGCUGAUGAUGGUGCAGAAUUCUAACCUUUAAAAAUAACAGGGUUAAUGCUGCUUUAAUUUAUUUUCGUGGCCAUUGGAGUAACUCGAACUGUGAUCGACUACUGGUGUACUGUUGAUGUUCAGUGAUCUUGUUAAGGUUAUUAGAAAUUAUAUAUGUCGUAGAUUUUCAAAGCUUUCAAAAUUCUAAAACAUACACAUUGCAUAAAUGCCCGAAGACAUUACAACACAACAGAUGUCUAAAUGUUUACAUUGGUGGAAUGAUCUUGCCUUUAGAGGACACGAACAGUUCUUAUGUUAACUUAUGUUUUGUACCUCUGUUUGUACUUAUUAUUGUGAUAUUAACUAAACCACUAGGAUUAUGAAUUUGCAGUCAAGCAAGUUAUUAUUAGGUCUUGAUUAUUAUUGUUGCAUAAUACUAUUUUGUGUUGUGAACAGCUUGAAGUAGGUGUUUUGGUGCAAUAUGUCACUAUUACGACCAAGACAAAAAAAAAAUGUAUUCCAACUUUUUUUGUUAGUGCAAUAAAAUGAAAUGGUGGAUUGGGGUGAAGAGUGGGUUGGUUUUUGGUUCCUCCCCCCCACAGACGGCGCUGUGGAUUUAUAGCUAGAUAAGUGGUUUAUUGUCACAGUUGAACAAGCAGUAGUGGCACUGGAAAUCAGACAGACAAGCUUAUUCAAACUACAGGUACCUUAAGACACACCUGCCCCUAAUUUUUGCCAUGCAUGGUGGUGAUAUUUCCUGCAACAAUCCCAGCCACGUUCACCUGCUGCUCCCUGCAAAAAUCGUAGACGUGUCCAGCAGGUGGCAGUGUAACAUUACUGCCUACAAAAAUACCAGACAUAUCCAGCAGGUGGCAGACAGGUACAUGGUAAAUUCAAACUUUGUACUGAUCUGGUGCGUCAGUUAAUCUAAACAACCCCAAAUCAAGUUCUUGUAUAAAUAUGGAAUGUAGCAUGUAUUGGU